Molecule: messenger RNA, 2583 nt
Organism: Grosmannia clavigera kw1407
Lineage: Eukaryota; Fungi; Ascomycota; Sordariomycetes; Ophiostomatales; Ophiostomataceae
Product: ATP dependent RNA helicase
Exons: 1
Coding region: 1-2583 (860 amino acids)
Biological process (GO): maturation of SSU-rRNA
Cellular component (GO): 90S preribosome
Molecular function (GO): RNA helicase activity; nucleic acid binding; ATP binding
Source: RefSeq, a predicted model, not a curated record
AUGGAUAUUCUAAAGUUGCUCUCCCGGGGAACAAGGGGGCAGGCUGGGGCUGCUCGGGGAAAUGCUCUUCGAGUUGCCGCCGAUCUUCCAUCUGCUGGGGCGCACACAAACCCUCAGCUUUUCCAUGACCCCAUUCGAAGCACAGACAACGACAAGAGCAGAAAACGAAAGAGAGGAAGUAGCAGCAAGGCCGCAAAAGGAGGCGACGGAGAGUGCGAAGAAAUUCUUCCUGCGGAUGAAGGGGACGAUGACGCGAGCGACGUGAGCGAACUCGACUUCUUUGCAAAUCGCGACAGCGCAAAGACGACUGAGGCAACGCCAGUCAAGAAGGCAAAAUCCAAUGGCGAUGACAAAAGCAGCAAGAAGACAAAUGAGAAGAGGUCAGAAAAUAUUGAUAAAACGGUGGGCCUUCUAGACGAAGAUGAAUGCCGUCAAAUUCUGCGGUCACAUCGGUUGAAGCUGUCAUUGUUGUCUGAUAAGAAGACGGAAAAGGCGGAAAAGAAAAAAGAAAAAGACAAGAAGAAAAAGAGCAGUAAAAAGAGCAAGAAGGAAGCCGAGGAGGAAUCUAAGGGCACCAAAGAUGACAAGAAGCCAGUUCUUCCGCAGCCGCUGACUGCCUUCUCUCAACUGCGCCAUACAUACGGCAUCUCGCCACGGCUCGCCGACAACCUUGAUCGACUGCUGUACCGCAUCCCGACAGAAGUGCAGAUGGGCAGCUUGCCUCUGCUACUAGACCCCACACUAGCGCUGAGCAAGACGGAACUGUCGGGCGAUGAAGGCAACAGACAGCGCGACGGGCUGUCCGCAAACGGUGGCGUGGACUUCAUGGCGGUGGCGCCCACGGGCAGCGGCAAGACACUAAGCUUUUUGGUGCCUUCGAUCAGCAGUGUCUUGAAGAGGAGGGCAGAAGAGAAAGCUGAGCUUGAGGAUCCGGAGGCUGCGACGGUCACGGCACCCAAACGCAAACAUGAUUAUGGCCUCCAUACGGUGGUGGUGGCACCCACGCGGGAGCUGGCCCGCCAGAUAGCCAACGAGGGCAAGAAGCUAGCUGUCGGUACGGGUGUCCGGGUAGUGGCCAUGCGCAAAGGUAUGCGCGUGCAGGCUGCAUCGGCCGAGGGCGAGGAGGGGGAGUCUGGCAACCCUGAUGACGAGGAAAGCAGCGCGGACAGUGACGACGACGAAGACGAAGACGAAGAAGAAGAAGAAGAGGACGGCCCAGAGGAAGGACAGGAUGCCAAGGGAGGAAAGGGCACCAAGACGAAGAAGGCGGCAGUGGCGGCGACGGUGACGAGGGCGGACAUCCUGGUGACGACGCCGCUGAUGCUGCUCAACUCGCUAUCCGGCGGGUCGGCGAAGCAGAAGAAGACGCUGCCGACGGUACGCACGUUGGUGCUGGACGAGGCAGACGUGCUGCUUGACCCGCUGUUCCGCGAGCAGACGCUGGGGCUGUGGGGGGCAUGCACGCACCCACAGCUGCAGGCGACGUUCUGGUCGGCGACGAUGGCUUCGAACGUGGAGGAGCUGGUGGCGAAGCAGCUGGGUUCGGCAGCAGAAAAGGGAGAGACGGCUGCAGCAGGGAAGAAGGGGAUGACAAUCAACAAAAGUCGGCUACUGGUGCGGCUGGUGGUCGGGCUCAAGGACACGGCAGUGCCCAACGUGACGCACCGGCUGGUGUACACGGCGACGGAGCAGGGCAAGCUGUUGGCGAUGCGGCAACUGCUGCACCCGACGACGAGUGUGUCGGUGACGGGACAGGGCCAGAAGAGCUCUGGUGCAGCCACGGCCGAGACGCCGCUGCGGCCGCCCUUCCUCGUGUUUGCCCAGACGGCCGAGCGGGCGACAGCGCUGCACGACGAGCUCAAGUAUGACAUCCCGGCGGCGGCCGGCGGAGCCGACAGGUUGGGCGUGCUGCACGCGGCGCUGGCCGACGGUGCGCGGGCGGCGGUGGUGCGGCGAUUCCGGGCCGGCGAGGUCUGGGUGCUCAUCACGACAGACGUGCUGGCGCGCGGUAUCGAUUUUGCCGGCGUGAACGGCGUGGUCAACUACGACGUGCCCGGUUCGGCGGCGGCUUACGUGCACCGAGCCGGCCGGACUGGUCGGGCUGGUCGGCAGGGCGGUCUCGCCGUCACGCUGUACACCAAGGAGGAUAUUCCGUUUGUCAAGAGCGUGGCCAACGUGAUCGCGGCGAGCGAGAAGCAGGCUGGCAAGGGGCCAGGCACCGAGGCCGCCAGCAGCAACAGCAGCAACAGCACAAGCAACAACGCCCCGGCGGCCGUACCCCAGUGGCUGCUAGACGCCCUGCCCAACGUCACCAAGGCGGACAAGAAGCGGCUCAAGACGCGCGGCAUGGAGUCGCGGCGGACGGGUGGCAGCAGCAGCCAUGGCACCGGCAAGAACGGCGGCAGCAGCAAAAACGGCAACGGCAAAGGCAACGCAGCCGGCCGUUCGCGCAUCACCUCCAAGAGCGCGUGGGAGCGACGCAAGGAGAACAACUUGCGAGACGCGAUUGCGAGCAGCAAGCGACGCAAGCUGGAGGCAGAGAAACAGGCACACAACGACGACGAGUGGACUGGGCUGGACUAA